AUGGGGUCAUUUCGAACAAAGAGUCAAAUCCAUGACUUUUCCGACGAAGAGCAAGCUUCUACACAAGCAUUGGGAACAACUUAUACAGUAGAGCAUCCACAGAUAAAUGGACAAGUAGAAGCUGCUAACCGAGUUUUAUUGCAGACUAUGAAAAAGAAGUUCAGUGAUGUAAAGGGGGAGUGGGCCAACCUCAUCCCCAAAAUUUUAUGGAGCUAUAACACAACCAUUCAAUCAGCUACUGGAGAAACCCUUUUCAAACUGGUUUAUGGAGCCGAGGCAAUGAUACCUGUCGAGGUUAGCUACCCAACUUUAAGAGCCGAGUUAUAUAAUCACAAUAAUAACACACUCACAAGAACAACAGAGCUAGACCUUGCCGACGAAGACAGGGAGGUGGCAACUAUAAAGUAG
This is a messenger RNA of Arachis stenosperma, 408 nucleotides long. RefSeq lists its product as uncharacterized. The coding region runs from base 1 to 408 and encodes 135 amino acids. Gene Ontology annotation, molecular function: nucleic acid binding. The record is from RefSeq and is a predicted model, not a curated record. NCBI's taxonomy places the organism in Eukaryota, Viridiplantae, Streptophyta, Magnoliopsida, Fabales, Fabaceae. The transcript is spliced from 2 exons.